Leguminivora glycinivorella is the source of this 756-nucleotide messenger RNA. RefSeq lists its product as uncharacterized. The record is from RefSeq and is a predicted model, not a curated record. Bases 1 to 756 code for a protein of 251 amino acids. The transcript has 5 exons. NCBI's taxonomy places the organism in Eukaryota, Metazoa, Arthropoda, Insecta, Lepidoptera, Tortricidae.
AUGAAGGCGUUUCUGUUGACCAUCCUCCUGGUUGGGGUCGUGAGGAGUGAGAAACAUGAGGCAGAACCUACAGAAGAAUCCUUGAAACGAGGGCUGAGCCACAAAUGCGGCGCGCGGGAACCUUCCUCCUGCAUCGCUAUAGAGCUGGUUGGCUACGUCGACCGCAUGCUUCGGACGGCCUCCGUCCAGCUUAGCGAUGACGUCAUGAUUGUUGAUGAGAGCAACGGAGCAGCAGCUGAAGCACCAGUAAAGUCUGAGAGUCUCGCUCGCGCCGGCACCUCACUGGAAGACCAGGCUCAGCAGCUCAUCAUGGACAAACUGUGGAACUUCGCCACCACGCGGUCCCUCCGGUACAGGCUGCUGGAGAAUGCUGACCUCGUCGUGUCUGGGGCUCAAGAGAAGGACGGCAGCUUUGGAGUCGGAGUAGCCCUCAAAACCCCCAAGGUCUUCGAGAGCGGCCGCAGUCGCAACAAGAACAUGGGUCCCUUCCUCGCGGCCGCCGCCAUGAAGUUUGGUCUCCUGGGUGCACUGACCUUCAAGGGUCUGACCUUGAUGGUCGGGAAGGCCCUCCUGAUUUCCAAGAUCGCGCUGCUGCUGGCGACCAUUAUUGGGCUUAAGAAACUGUUCUCUCCUCAGACGAGAAGCGUUACUUACGAAAUCUUCACCGAUUCACACCACCACUGGAGGAGCUGGAAGCGCAGUUUAGACGAUAUAGUACAAACUUACGAGAAUAGCCAUAAUAUUACUAGGUUCUAA